AAUCUAAUAGAGACAAAGAUAAUAAUACACAAAAAAAACAAUCGUGUUACUGAUUAUACGCACUAUUUUCUAUAAUGCAACUAAUGUACAUAUGUGGCUUAAAAGUUAAUCGAAUCGAAAUGGUUAGAUUUAUAAAAUGAACGCGUCCCGCCUUGCAGCGAGAAAUGGCGGUAAAACGAGUGCGCAUGCGCGCCAGAUGUUUCGUUCACAUCGAUGCUCACCGCUUCGCUGUGCUCUUGUGUGCUUGACGCUCGCACAAGUUACACGCGUGCCGGUAAUAAACCGUUGUUUGGCAUAACGGUCGUUUCUGUUCGAUCUUCCUUGGUCCUUUGUACAUAAACUGAAUCGUAACUAUUGAAGCAAAGGUUGUGAUACACGAAAUUUUAGGCAUAACUCUCGAAAGGAAUAGUGAAAGUGUAUCUAUUACUAAGAAAGCGUCAAACCUCGAGUUAUUCGAACGCAAUAAAGAUGGCUGACGUUGCAGAGAGUGCAGCAUUCACCGACCCAGCGACCGCGAUAUCCCACGGGAAACGGCAUCUGUUAGUGCGUGAUUACACCAUGGCGGUGACAGCGUUAGCGCAAGCCUGCCAGCUACUCGCUGAAAAACACGGGGACACCGCGGACGAACUCGGUGAACCCUAUCUGCUCUACGGUCGUGCUCUCCUCGGUUUGGCGAGAGAGGAGGCGGGGGUGUUGGGCGGUGGAGUGCCGGGCACAGAGGACGCGGAUGAAGACGACGAGGAGGACGAGGAGGAAGCGGAAGACGAGAAACUCAGCAACGUAGACGAGAAGGAAGACGAAGAGAACGAGGAGCCAGCGAGCAAAACAACGGCCGACGAGGCGAAAAAAGAGGAAGGUAGCUCCGAGAGCAAAACCGACAAAUCGAAAGCUACCUCGGAGUCCGGGAAGACGGAACCGGAGAAGAAGGAGGAGAAGGAUGAGAAAAGUGAGAAGAAAGCGACAGAGUCCGGUACCAACGAGAAGGAGGUGACGGAAAAAUCGGACUCUAACAAAACCGACGAUAGCAAAAUAGCGGAACAGAAACAGAAGGAGGAAGAGAAAGCAGCGGCUGGCUCCAGCAAGGAAACGAAUCACGCUAACGGGCCGUCCUGCUCGAGCGAACAGAAUGGCGAGCUGAAGGAAAACGGGGAAAACGAUUCCGAGGACAUUGGAAAGGAGGACGACGAGGACGAAGUUAAUAAUUUACAGGUGGCCUGGGAAGUCCUGGAAUUAGCGAAGCUGGUACUUUUAAAACGUGGACAGCCCGGUUGGAAAUUACUGGCCGACGCUUAUCGACUCCUGGGCGAGGUGGCCAUGGAGGGUGGAAACUUUCAGGGCGCUCUGAACGAUCUGCAUCGAUGUUUGGAGCUGUUGCAGCAAAUCGAGCCCCGCGAGCCGAGGGCGAUAGCAGAGAUUCAUUAUCAGCUCGCGUUGGCUCAUUCUUUGGGUAAUGAGUUCGACGCCAGCAUCGAGGAGUUCAACAAGGCCACCGAGCUGCUGGAGACGCGCAUCAAAGAGCUGGAGGAGCUGAAAGAGCCGCCCAAGACCGAGGAUUCCUUUUACACGGUCGAGGGCGAGAUACAGGAGCUGAAGGAACUACUACCAGAGAUCCGAGAAAAGAUCUCAGACAUGAAGGAUUUCAAACAAGAGGCUUGCAAGCUGGUCAUAGAGGGUAUUAAAAGCAAAGUGGCUGGUGGCUGUUCGAACGGUGCCGGUCCAAGCGGUAGCAGCGAUUCCCCGUCCACGCCGAAAGUUCAAAAGCCAGCUAGCAACAUAUCCCAUCUGGUGCGUAAAAAGAGAAAAGCCGAGGAGCCAGACGUAGAUGUUGCCGCGCCCAGCAAAAAGCCGACGCCAGAGAAGGCUGUUUGAAUAUUCCACUUGGUUCGGUGCGUUUGGGACACUUAAUCGUUGCUUUGAUUCGCGCGGUGAAAAUUAAAACUGUACCACAGAUGGAAUUUUUUUAGAGUUGGACCAAGGUAAGAUAACAAUAUUCAAUCUAACGAGAACGAUUCGACUCGAAUACCGUCAAAGAUACCAUUGAUUAUGAUUCACAUAUGUGUUGUAUUUCAUUAUUUUCGUUGUUUUUACGAUAUUACAUUUUAUGACAUUUAUUUAUUGUACCUUCCGAGGUCUUGAUAGCGAACGAGAUGUGCUAAUUACCGUCUACACUGCGAUUGUUUUUAAAACACUUAUUCUCUAGAAUACGAUAAAAUAUUAAGGAAUAAGGUUGUUCUUGUACAAGUCUGAUUAAUAAACGUUAAAUGAUGGUUUUUUUCUAACUGUUCAAAAUGGAUACAGUUCGGACCCCCAAUAAAUUCAAUACUGACGUAUCAAAUCGCAACACAUUAUCCAUAUAUUUUCCAAAUUACAAUAUUCUACAAAUAUUUUUUAUUCAAUUUUUAACGUUUACGAUCACAUUUCUGGACGGAUUGUUAAUUCAAGUUUAAAAAAAGACGUGUGCAUAAGAGGACAGAG
This is a messenger RNA of Colletes gigas, 2475 nucleotides long. RefSeq names its product nuclear autoantigenic sperm protein (gene Nasp). Lineage: Eukaryota; Metazoa; Arthropoda; Insecta; Hymenoptera; Colletidae. The transcript has 3 exons. Gene Ontology annotation, molecular function: histone binding. Bases 469 to 1869 code for a protein of 466 amino acids. Gene Ontology annotation, cellular component: nucleoplasm. The record is from RefSeq and is a predicted model, not a curated record. Gene Ontology annotation, biological process: DNA replication-dependent chromatin assembly; CENP-A containing chromatin assembly.